Messenger RNA from Macadamia integrifolia, 1370 nucleotides. RefSeq names its product putative G-type lectin S-receptor-like serine/threonine-protein kinase At1g61610. Lineage: Eukaryota; Viridiplantae; Streptophyta; Magnoliopsida; Proteales; Proteaceae. Gene Ontology annotation, biological process: protein phosphorylation. The coding region runs from base 145 to 1263 and encodes 372 amino acids. The transcript is spliced from 6 exons. The record is from RefSeq and is a predicted model, not a curated record. Gene Ontology annotation, molecular function: ATP binding; protein kinase activity.
CCAAGAAAAAUAAGUACAUUUGCUAUAGUACUUGGAGUAGCUUUGGGAACAUGUACAAUCAUCUUGGCUGCCAUUGCGUACAAAUUGUAUAGAUUCAAGGGAAAACGAAAAGGGACAAAUACAAAAUUUCCAAAUAUAUAUGAUAUGGAUAAAGUCAGGGAGACUUCUUCAUCUUCUCUACAAACAAAUUUCUUCAGAGAUGGCUUACAACAUGUAGAAGAUCGAAAACUCCAAUUUUCUCAUGUACAACAUGGAGAAGACCAAGAACUCCAAUUAUUUGACUUUGAUAGUGUCAAAAUGGCUACCGACAACUUCUCAUUUUGCAACAAAAUAGGAGAAGGAGGUUUUGGAAUUGUUUAUAAGGGGAAUCUAUCAACGGGACAAGCUAUAGCAGUCAAAAGACUUUCAAGGACUUCAGGACAAGGAAUGAUAGAGUUCAAGAAUGAAAUUAUGUUAAUUUCUAAACUUCAACACAGAAACCUUGUCAAACUUGUUGGUGUUUGCAUUGAAGGAGAAGAAAAGCUUUUGCUUUAUGAGUACUUGAGCAAUAAAAGCUUGGAUAAAAUCCUAUUUGACCCAUCAAAACAAGCAGAAUUGGAUUGGACUAAGCGCUUUAGGAUUAUCGAGGGAGUUGCCUGUGGACUACUUUAUCUUCAUCGUGAUUCUCGGUUAAAAGUCAUUCAUCGAGAUUUGAAGGCAAGCAACAUUCUCUUAGAUGAACACAUGAAUCCAAAAAUUUCAGAUUUUGGCAUGGCAAGGAUCUUCGGCGGGAAGCAGGAUCUAGCAAACACUAACCGAGUAGUUGGAACAUAUGGCUACAUGGCACCAGAGUAUGCCUUGGAAGGGGUAUUUUCUGAAAAAUCAGAUGUCUUCAGCUUUGGUAUCUUGUUACUAGAGAUUGUGAGUGGUGUAAAAAUUAAAAGCCUUUUUCAUGAUGAACAACAUCUAGGCCUACUGAGUUAUGCAUGGCAAUUAUGGAGUGAAGGCAAGGUAAUGCAAUUGAUUGAUCAAAGAGUAAUUAAUAGUUGUAAUCAACUUGAAGCAAUGAGAUGCAUCCAUAUAGGGCUCCUAUGUGUGCAAGAUUAUGCGGUUGAUAGGCCAACUAUGUAUAAAGUAGUUUCCAUGCUUAGUACUGAAACACCUCUUAAUCCUCCAAAAAUGCCAUUAUACAUUCGUGAUGUGACUCACAUUAAUUUGAGUUCAUAUGGAAGUGAUAUAAACUCUACAAAUGAAUGUACGAUAACAGCCAUUGAGAGCCGAUAAGUAGCAUAGUUUCUUAUGUUGUAUGUGCCCUUUUAUUUUGUUUGGGAUGUAUACUAAAACAUGUGUCUCGGUUUGUAUAAAUAUAUCCUUUCUUUCUUCUCUUGACA